Molecule: messenger RNA, 810 nt
Organism: Miscanthus lutarioriparius
Lineage: Eukaryota; Viridiplantae; Streptophyta; Magnoliopsida; Poales; Poaceae
Source: the annotation of a GenBank genome assembly
AUGGCAUCCAGGAAACAAGUUGAUCUCGAGUCCCAGAAGCCCACGCCGACUGCUGCCGCCGUUGCAUCGGCUCCGGCAACUGCCGUGCCGGCUUCUUCUGCUGGAGCUUCAUCAGUGGGGAGAAAUUCAGGCUCCGUCGUUGUUGGCAUCUCCGACGGCCAGCACGUGGCGCCGGAGACCCAGCCACUCCUGGCUGAGCCGAACGGCGACAGCCACGACGAGGGACUGGGAGACGACGGUGGGGCUACCAGUACCACCGACGACGAGGCGACGAGGCUGGAGCGUGCAAUGGCGCAGGCGUUCCGGAGCACCGCGGAGCUGGCCAAGCACCUCCCCACUGGCGCGGUGCUCGUCUUCCAGGUGCUGUCGCCGGUGUUCACCAACGGCGGCAAGUGCGACGACGUGAACCGCGUCAUGACGGCCUGGCUCGUGGAGCUCUGCGCCGCAGGGUGCUUCUUCCUCUGCUUCACGGACAGCUUCCACGACGCCAAGGGGACCGUGCGGUACGUGGUGGCUACUCGCCGGGGGCUGUGGGUCAUCGACGGCACGCCGCCGCCGCCGCCGGAGAAAGCCGCCGAGAAACGGCUAAAGUUCAUCGACUUCUUCCACGCGUUCCUGUCCCUCAUCGUGUUCAUGUCCGUGGCCAUGUUCGAUAGGAAUGUCGGGGCGUGUUUCAACCCUGUCAUGUCGUACGACACGCGGCAGGUGCUAACUGCCGUGCCGCUUGUCGGAGGGCUCGUCGGGACGCUGCUCUUCGCCACAUUCCCGUCGACACGGCACGGGAUCGGAUUCCCGGUCCCCGCCGCCUGA